This is a messenger RNA of Peronospora belbahrii, 951 nucleotides long. The record is from the annotation of a GenBank genome assembly. Lineage: Eukaryota; Oomycota; Peronosporomycetes; Peronosporales; Peronosporaceae.
AUGACUCAUCCUGAUGACUGUCAGUGUCAAAGUCUUGAGAGCAAGAGCAUUGUACGUCAGCAGCGGUGGCGUGAAAUCUGUGCGAAGUUUUACUUCGAUCAAGACAGGGCGGCCAAACGCGUGUUCGAGUACUAUGAAGCAAGCAAAAGGGAUGAAAUUAGUAUUGCUACGGAAGAAGGCGCUACAGUUGAGGAUGGAGAAUUCAAUGAGCUUGUACUGAUGCUGGGACUGUUCAAGUGCACGAUGCCUGGUCAUGAAGAGAAUUUGAGCCGAACAAUUCAAAUGCUGGAAGUCGUGAAGAAUGACGUGCGAGCGAGAUAUCAUGAUCAUGUUUCUCAUGAAAGGUAUGCAGAGUUUCAUGCUAGAGCAAAGGAAAGUCAGGGAACCAACUUUAAGCUUUGGACGAAUGACAAGGGUGAAGCGCAAGUGUCCGUUCGUAUUCAGCAUGAUUACUUGCGUUCGAGAGAGAACUACAGCAAAAUGAUGAACCGUGUCGAGGUAUUCAUUAAGAAGCAUUUACCCAAUGUUGGUUGUCAUCCUUUCCUAGUAGGACUUCGUGCUGCUUUGCAGUGGAAUCUAGAGAGCUCAACCGUUGUGGCUUGGAAAUUAUCGGACUCGGUAUUUAUUGAAAGUGGUGAUUUUCAAUUCACACACAAUGCACUUGCACUAUUGGUAGCUACACUAAACUUUAGCCACUGUGAGCAGAUUGGCAAGAGCGAUUCAUGUGGUGGUAGCAUUCAACAAACCCGUGUGAAGAUUCGCCAUUGGUAUCUCGAUCCGUUCCUGUCCGAUCACGAUAUCCGUCAACUUAUACGACGAUUUCCUGCUAUCAAGCGUCUGGAUGGAAAACCAACUGGUACAAAAGUCAUUACAAAGAUUGAUCGAGUGAAUGUCCAUGGACAGCAAGAUGAGACUCGUCCGUUUUUCAAACGGUGGUGUCUUGUGCUAUAG